This is a messenger RNA of Anopheles bellator, 4169 nucleotides long. RefSeq names its product nuclear hormone receptor HR78 (gene Hr78). Gene Ontology annotation, molecular function: zinc ion binding; nuclear receptor activity; RNA polymerase II cis-regulatory region sequence-specific DNA binding. The transcript has 5 exons. Lineage: Eukaryota; Metazoa; Arthropoda; Insecta; Diptera; Culicidae. Bases 634 to 2862 code for a protein of 742 amino acids. The record is from RefSeq and is a predicted model, not a curated record. Gene Ontology annotation, biological process: cell differentiation; anatomical structure development; regulation of transcription by RNA polymerase II.
UUGCUUUUGAAACCGACGUGAGAAUUGGAGUUGUGGAGGAGUUUGUUUUGUGUCCAUUGUUUGGCUGCUGUUCGUUUCAUUUUCGUGUGUGCCCAAGUGUCCUGUCUCCCGGUCGUCCUGGUUUUGUGGAGUAUUUACAGCAAAUCGCGCGACCGCGAGUGAGUGUGCGUCGAUUGUCGCCGAUCCCGAUCCUUAUCCGUGCGCAAUCAUUGCAUUGGCAUUUCCGCGUUCCGUGUGUGCUAGAAAGGCUGGAGCGACACGUGCCGUGUGUCUGUUUGUGUGCCUGUGGGCUGCGGAAGAAGUGAAUGUUCUGAUGACGCUGGCCGUCGAUCCACGGCACGGAGCCACCCAGAAAGGGCAACACGCAUUGAGCAGGAGGGUCGAAAAGUGAUCAGCAAGUGGUGACCGUGAACCGGCUGCGAGCCCCUGGAUUCUUCCAGUGAUCCGGAACAUCGUCGGGAACCGAAACGCUUGCUGCUUACGUAGCAAGAUUUCCAGAUUCCCGUUAGAAAUCGCCACAUCUCAAUCCGCAGCAGCGGCGACAUUUGAGAUCUGUUCAGCUUGAACCAAACCGGGUGGAGUGCUGGCAGAAGCGGCAGGGGGCGAAAGGGGAGCGACGAGGAAGAGAAGAUUAUGAAGCUAGAGGCCAACAUCCACCUGCAGCAGCAGCAGCAGCAGCUCGGAUCAUCGGCGGUCCAACAUCUCCUGGAUGAGAAGCCGCAGACAUCGGCGACAGUCGGUAGUGCCCUACAGCAUUUCACGCAGAUCAACAGCAUGAGCAUCGAGCUGUGCCUGGUGUGUGGGGAUCGCGCCUCCGGGCGCCAUUACGGCGCGAUCAGCUGCGAGGGCUGCAAGGGCUUUUUCAAGCGUUCGAUCCGGAAGCAGCUCGGCUAUCAGUGCCGGGGGUCGAUGAACUGCGAGGUGACGAAGCACCACCGGAACCGCUGCCAGUACUGCCGGCUGCAGAAGUGCCUGGCGUGCGGUAUGCGCAGUGACUCCGUCCAGCAUGAGCGCAAACCGAUCGUCGACAAGAAGGAUGGCCAGUCGGGCCCGAACCCGAACAGCAAGUACAACCCGCACCGGAACAAAGAGUAUCACCAUCACGGCGAACCGAAAGCAUCGGCAGCGUCGGCCGGUUCCGUGUCGAUGGCAGCGGCGGCCGCAGCGGCCGCACCUUCUUUCCUCUCCUAUCUGCCCGGGUUCAGUUUGGCCGAUUUUACGGCCAGCCUGAGCAAACAUGCCGGUGGCAACAACAAAUCACCCUCGUUGGGGCGUGAACCACAACAACACGGUACGCAGCAGCAGCAGCAACAACAAGGAGGCCAACCCGGUGCCGGCCAUCAGCUGUCCGCGCUUGGAUCCGCAGUCGGCACCGGACUGAGCAAUCCGUUUGGCAGUUUGCAAUCACUUAAGACGGAAGUUGGCGCAGAACGGCAGCAGCAGCAACAGCAGGAUCUUUCAACGAGUGCGGCCGAUUCGAUCGCGGCCCUUAUCGGACUGAAUACGACGGCGGCGGCGGCUGCUGCAGCGGCCGCCAUGUCCGGCCAUGUCGGGACGAUGGGUGGAGCGACUUCCGGAUCGGCUGCCCUUCUCGAUUCCGUCCACGCGGCGGAUGGCUGUGCUGGGGGCGGCGGCGGUGGUGGAGGGCUUGCGAUGCGCAAUCUUUCCGCCAGUACCACCACCACAUCCUCCGGUGUAUCAUCGGGUGGUGGUGGCGGGGUGUCUGCAGGUCACUUCUCAGCACACGCCAUGGACACCGGUGACGCAAGUUCCGUCGACAAAACGCUUAUCUGCAGCUCCCUCGAGUUCAUCCAGAGCCUGGAGCAGGAACUGAACAGCAACCUCAACAACAACUACGGCAUCAAAUCGGAACUCAGUAAUGGGCGCGGUGACGACGACGACUGCCACGGCGGUGGUUUUGACUUUGGUGAUGGCGGCGGCGGUCUAGUAUUGACCGAGAAUUGUGUCUCUUUCGACAUCCAGGUACCGAACGUGCUGCCCAACUACCUGGGGGUCCACUACGUUUGCGAAACGGGUUCUCGGUUGCUCUUCGCGACCGUACACUGGAUGAAGAAGAACCAUCUGUUCCAGUUGCUCAGUGAAAGCUUCCAGGGAGAGCUGGUUCGUCAGGUGUGGCCAGAGCUGUUUAUGAUCGGGCUAGCGCAGAGUAGUGGUCAGCUGUCGUUCAACACGAUCAUGCUGGCGCUCAUCCAGUACAUGAAAACCGUUAUCCUUAACAAAAAGUACACCGGUGAAGUGGUCAGCUACCUGAUGAAGUACAUUCUGCUGGUGCAGGAGUUUGUGAACGAUCUGCAGAAGCUCAACCUCACCGAUCAGGAGUACGCCUAUCUUCGGUUGCUGUCCAUUUUCAACCCCGAUAACAUCCUGCAGGAUAAUGGGAAGAAUCAGCAUGUGCUAAAGAUCCAGGAGAUGAUACUGGGAUCGUUCCGGGAGUACUAUCGUGGCAAACACUCGAGGCUUGUGAGUAGCGAAAGUGAGGAAAAUCUGCGAGCCACGGCCAGCGGUGCAGACGACGAGGACGACGACGACGAGUACUACGGCGAGCGCAGCCAACAGCGGCAGCAGCAGCGUAACCUUCGCCAAGCCCAGCACGAGCAGCGACUGAUGAAGCUCUUGCUCAAGCUCCCCACACUUCGGGCACUCAACUCAAAGCGCGACCUGGAGGAUCUGUUCUUCAGUAAUCUGAUCGGUCAAGUUCAGAUCGACAGCGUCCUGACGUAUGUGCUGCAGACCAACGAUGGUGCGGUAUCAUUUGCUCAUUUGGUCCAGAAACAGAUGCACAAUCCCUCCAACAACAACAACAAUGGUUCCAUUCCAUCGGCAAUGGACAGUGACGAGUGAAAACCAGCGGCGAGUCGCGAUGAAUGAGGGGAACAAGUAGCAGUUGUUACUGCUAUUCCAGUCGUUCCAUAAUCCGUCCCUUCCGAGCAGCGUGAGAACGAUUUCUAGGAAAAAGGUUGAAAAGGUUUCAGGAAGAAACUUUGAAAAGAACCACCGACAGUGCAUUAUCAGAGGCCCAUUCGAUGGGUCUAUUGGUCGAACAAACGUUAAUGAGCUUGAAGAUAAAACAGUACCAUAUGUGGUUCGCGGUGAGAGAUGGCCGGUUCUCGUUGAUUUCGGUUUCAAAGUACCUUCUGGCAUUGGCAGGCGCACGGGUUGUAACGUUUUCCAAGCGCACAAAGUAUGUUGGAGCAGUGCAAUCCCUGAAAAUUUUCGAAAAUUUUAUUAUUUUACACUUAAGACCACUUUAUCCAGGCUCGCAUUAUAAAGACCUCAUUUGGAUCAGUACCUUGUUACGUCAUAGGACAGCAUAAUACAACGACAGGUGCGAGCACAGUGAGUGAAGAAUGAUUUUGCGGUAAGCUUGCCGCGUUCAGAAGUUUCGGUUUCGCGUUUAGUCGCCAACCCAGUGGGGCAUACGAGUAGGUGGUUAGUAUUUAGCUGGUUGAAGAACCGAUAUGGUAGAGCUUUUGUACUUGAACACGAAAAGAAAAAGAGUUAGUGGAGAAAAGUAACACAAACGAACCACCUAUUAAUACUAUCGAUUAAGCAAACAAAAAAAGGAAAGCCUUUGGAAACAAGAGAAAAAUCGUACCUGACGAAGGUAUUAGUUGUUUAGAAAACGACUUAUUUCUUAGUUUAUAUCGAAUGCGGCGCAGCAGAUUUUGUACAUUUUAAGGGCUCCCAAACCACUCCGACUGAGGGGAUAGAGCGAAAGCGAACCAAACGGGCGUGCGUGGCUGAAGGAGGAUCCGACGCAAAACUGGGCAAUAUUUAGACGUUAAGUGAAGCAUUAUUCGAGUUUAUCCGUCCCACGAGAUUACCACAAUACAGAACGGUAAACAAGCCACCGGUCUCUAGGAAAAGGCAGAUAAACUCAGCGUUUAUCCCGAGAUCCGAGACAGCAAAUAGUAGCAAACAAGUAUUUCAAUUGUAUUUCGUACACACGCCUGUUAGCGUGUCUAAUAAUGGCGCAAUCGAUCGAUCGAAAAUGGUAGCAUAAAUUAAUAUACAAACAAAAAGCGAGUAUGUGUGUGUGUAACCAAACAACAGGGACCUUAGGCUAGGACUUCUUACACGACUUGUAGGGCUUCCGGUGGAAAACGAACCAAGUGGCAAACAAAUUUCAUCAUACUCAGAUUUCAUAC